This is a messenger RNA of Alosa alosa (allis shad), 1323 nucleotides long. RefSeq names its product solute carrier family 25 member 26 (gene slc25a26). The coding region runs from base 129 to 935 and encodes 268 amino acids. Gene Ontology annotation, molecular function: S-adenosyl-L-methionine transmembrane transporter activity. Gene Ontology annotation, biological process: transmembrane transport. Gene Ontology annotation, cellular component: mitochondrial inner membrane. The record is from RefSeq and is a predicted model, not a curated record. The transcript has 10 exons. NCBI's taxonomy places the organism in Eukaryota, Metazoa, Chordata, Actinopteri, Clupeiformes, Clupeidae.
UCCAAUAUGGCAGCGUCCUUGAUAAACAUGUUUUCACUGUUGUGAAGUGUCCGACAUGAGUCGGUCAUGCAAGUUGCAGUUACAGUGGAGGAUUUAAAGCUGUCAAGAUAAUACUCUUCUAACACAAGAUGGAUAGAAGAGAAUUCACCGCAUCUCUUGUGGCAGGUGGCUGUGCAGGGAUGUGUGUCGACCUCACCCUCUUCCCUCUGGACACUAUUAAGACCAGGCUGCAGAGCCAGCAGGGCUUCUACAAGGCCGGAGGCUUCCGAGGCAUUUACGCAGGCGUCCCAUCGGCAGCCAUCGGCUCCUUCCCCAAUGCUGCAGCCUUCUUCGUCACCUACGAGAGCGCUAAGUCCCUGCUGGGCGUGGCUGUCCCACCGCACAUGGCACCUGUCACUCACAUGCUAGCCGCCUCCCUCGGAGAAAUAGUGGCCUGUCUGAUUCGUGUGCCCACUGAGGUAGUGAAGCAGAGAACCCAGGCGUGCCCCUCCACCAACACCUACCAGGUGCUAGUGGCGACACUCAGGCAGGAGGGUGUGAAGGGUCUGUACCGAGGCUACGGCAGCACAGUGCUCAGAGAGAUCCCCUUCUCUCUGGUGCAGUUUCCACUGUGGGAGUACUUGAAGAGUCUGUGGUCAUGGAGGCAAGGUCACACGCUGUAUUCUUGGCAGGCUGCAGUGUGUGGAGCUUUUGCAGGUGGAAUUGCAGCGUUUGUCACCACGCCUCUGGACGUAGCGAAGACCAGGAUAAUGUUGGCGAAGGCAGGGACGAGCACAGCCAAUGGCAACAUCCCCCUGGUGCUGUGCGAGGUGUGGAGGAGUCAGGGGGUGACCGGGCUCUUUGCAGGAAGUGUUCCCAGGAUAACCUCCAUCAGUCUGGGCGGCUUCAUCUUCCUGGGGGCGUACGAGAAGGUGCGACGAACCCUGCUGUCAUGACUGGGCCCUGGGGAUGAUCACAGUUGAGCCCCCCCCCCCCUUCCAUCCCAAAGCCAUUCUCCUGUGAGGAUCCCAGCCAGUCCCAGUUUAAGCUGGUCAGCCGUUUGGGUUUGGGGUGGUGUGGUGUGUGUGCGUGGGGGGGUGUAUUACUCGGGGCCAGGGGAUAGAUGGACACCUGGUGCCUGGAGAAGCAGCCCUCCUAUCACAUUACCGAGCGUAUUGCAUUCUUGGUCAUCAGUGCAAAGCAUAUUAGGUUUAACUGCUUGAAUUCCAGUUAUUUAACGGCACAGAUCAUUUUCACAUGGAUACCUCAAAUGACAGUCCUGUUCUGAGUAUGCUGAUUUGUGUGUAUGGUUCUAAAUUCAGCAAUAAAAUGCUGUUUUUUUUA